ACUGCAGAUGAACCAGGGCAGUUAGACGGCACAGAGCAAGUGACCCCACUCCACAGGCACGGGUUCGGGUCGGUUGUGUCCCAGUGGCUCCACGGAGCCAUGGCGGAGACCAUGCUUGAAAGGUUUCUCAUGGUGCUUUCCUGUGCUUUGUUUAGCCGCAGAGGUUGCACACGGGCCAUGGGCAAAUCAAACAGCAAGAAAAACAGCAGCGCUAGCAAUAACCCAUGGUGUGGUGAUGGUGGUGUUGCAAAGGGCUUGAUCGAUCCACUAUCAUAUGUGGAAGAAGAUGGGUAGGAGAAGCAAUGGUAGAGAAAGUAGCAAUGGUCAGAUUAGUGGCGCAAGACCCCAUCUGCGGCGUACACGAAGGGGGUCAACUUUGACUCAAAGUGAUGUGGCGCCUCACAGCAUCAGGUUGGUAUCAAUCGUCAUCGUUACCUCGUCAGCUUGCAAGUUUGAACCGUGUUCUAUUCAUCGGCAAGUGGUCUGAUCUGUGGAAUAGUACCACUAGCAUUUACUCAUUUACCAGUAAGAAUGGUGGAAUGGUCUAUUCUAAGAAGACCGUAAGUCAAUGCCAACACUAAACAUAAAAAUAAACCACAAAUAUGAUGAUUUUGUGCUCAAAAUCUGUUGUUCUGGAAGUAAACCUAUGUUUUGCACAAUUAUUUCGGCGUUUCUACAUAUUUUCUUAUCAUGCCUGUAUUUUUAAGCAACUAUUUUGAGCUAAAAAUUCGUUCAAGGAAAUUAAGCAAUGGCUGAUGAGAUUAACGUUGCUGACAUGCCUUGGGGCCUUAAUCCGCCAAUUUAAGAUGCGUCCACCAUUAGGAUUAUUCGGCACCACGUGUAUCCUUUCACUCAUAUUACUAUCAUUUUCCUCUAAAAGAAAAAAAAAUUAACGCAUGUGUUUCCCAACAGGUUUUACUUUAUUUACAGUAGAAUAUCUUAAUGCAACUUUUGCAAACUUUGCUACUUUACCUUUGAACUAAAGGAAAGAAAAUGAGCUGUUUUCAGCACCCUUGUGUUGGCUUAUAUUGGUAAAUUUGAAUAUUGAUGUACAUUUAUGCUAUGCAGUGAUAGCUUAAAACUGAAUAACUGUUUAGUAAAGGCACUGAAGAUUAAGGGCAGCCCCAGUGCAUGUAGCUCCCGCUUGCGCAGGGUCUGGGGAAGGGUCCGACCACUUUGGGUCUAUUGUAUGCAGUCUUUCCCUACAUUUCUGCAAAAGGCUGUUUCCAGGACUUGAACCCGUGACCUCUUGGUCACAAGGCAGCAGCUCUACCACUGCGCCAAGGAAGAUUACUGAUAAUUUUGGUUCUAGUUCCCUGGAGAUCGUAUGACAAAUUGCUGGACUCAUGAGAUGUUUCAUUGGCUAAUACUCAUGAGACCGUGUGACAGAUUGCUGGAUUUGUGCAAUAUGGAUUCCCUCCUCACACAAUAAGUUUGAAGCAUAUACUUUCAGAGCCUUCUUUAAAUGUUUUGGCAGCAGAGAGUUGGUUUUACUGUCAAUUUAUACAGAAGUAGUGCUAAUUAAAAUUAGCAUUUUUUAAUACUUGUAUCCACUAUUUCCGAACUAGGCUUUCGUCCCGCUUUAUAGAUAAAGCAAACAUCCAUACAAUCAAGUACCAAUCACGAUAGCAAAUAAGACGGCUGGGGCCACAGCACAAUCACACCCAAGAAAGAAAGAAGAAACAUAAAAAGGCCACCGGGUGGCAAACUAAGAAGCCGUCGUACGGGUGGAAACAAGGACCUCACUUGUAUCCACUAUUGGCAACCACUUAUCAUUUAGUUUUAUGAGAAACACAACAACCUGAGCAUUUGUAACAUUCGUACGAUCAGGGAUGCUAGAUAAGUGUCACUCAUCUAUUGGAAAAGACUCAAAGAGGCCUAGAAGCAAACCUUUUCAGCUUAGCUGCACAUCACAUGUUUGAGGGCUAAUCCAUUCCGUUAUUACUUCAGCAGGUUGCAACAUCAACAAAAGGCGCUGUACCUCCGUUGGUGGCAUGUAACAUUUGCCAUCUCAAUCAGAAUCAUGUCUCUGGACAGUUUGUUACAAGGCUCCUAUCCCCCUUGGAAACUGCAUGCCAGAACUGAAAAAAAGAGCUAUCAUUUCUCUCAACCACUCUCAUGACACCAGAAUUUCUGUUCUGUUCUGUGCUUCUCUGACAGCAGUUGUUACCGUGCUCGUCUCCUUGGAGCCAGACAGAUAGCCAGCCAGACAAGAGUGCCCAGAAAGCUAGCGUCCCUGCUUCAGCGCCACUCCUGCAGAUUUUUCUACGCGAGCAUUGUGAGUUUUCUGUAACUUCUUUUAGGUGGCAAGUCAUUGUUCUUGCUUGUUGCUACUGGGAAACUGGUUGCUUGGGGCUAGCUGCUGGUGGCCAGUGUGCUAUUGAAGUGGAAGCAAAGAAACCAGCGGCCUCUCACCUCCAUAUAAACCUCCGGGAGCUUGUGAAUGUUUCUUGCAGCCCAGAUCCUUGAGGAGGCAGAACGUCCAUGGCAUCUGAUCGCGUCGAGGUCGACACCGCCCGCCCUUUCCGGUCCGUGAAGGAGGCGGUGGCGGUGUUCGGGGAGCACAUCCUCGUCGGCGGGAGCAACUCCAGAUACAGCAGCAGUGCGGUUGCCAUUGCCGAUCCGCAUGCCAAUGCCACCCCUAACGCCAAGCACGAAGAUUGCAGUAGGAGCAGUACCGCCACCCUUUCUCCAGAUGCAAUGGCAGAGGUAGAUGCGGAACCGGUGCAUGAGGCAACGGCAGCUAUUGUGCCUAUGUACUCCGCGCACUCCUCGCCGUCGUUCACGUCGCCGCGUUCGGCGUAUGGCGACGACGGCGAGCUUGGUUGCCAAGACGACGAGGCCGGGCUCGCGGUCGUGAGCUCCAUCAAGAAGCUGGAGGCGGAGGUGGCCGAUACGAGACGGGAGGUGCUGCAGCUGAGGAAGAGGGGCACCGAGAUGGAGAUGGCCGUGGCCAGCCUCAACGCGCAGCUCCACCGAGGCCUCUCGAGGCUGGCCGAGAUCGAGGCCGACAAGGCUGCGGCGGCGGCACGGUGCAGCAUCCGUGGGGACGCCGACGUGAUGGCGGCGGCCAUGGUGCGGAGCGAGCGGUGGGCGGAGAAGUCCAGCACGUACAGCAGCGAGUACCUGCCGUCCUUCAGCCACGCGCUGAGCCUCGGCGAGAUCGACGACGACCUGCUCGGCGGCAGGAGGAGGAAGGCGCAGAAGGUGAAGCCCAUCGUGCCCCUCAUCGGUGACAUCCUCUUCUCCAAGAGUUUCUCCAAGAGGAAGAGCGGCAAGGACAGCGGGGAUCUCUCCGGCGUGUUAGGGUGAUCAUCACUUGCUUGCUUCGUGCUCAGGUUGUGGCUGCUUGCGUUGCGUGUGGUUUGGAUGGAGCAUGUGCUUUCUUUGGUCCUUUCUUUCUCUUUGGUUGGGGUUUUUCAUUUUUCUUUGUGCGAGCCUGUAAAUGUAAAAUAUUGAUGAAUGCUUUGUAUCUACCCCUUCGUCUCAAAAUGGAAGAUCAUUUCUUACACUAUCAUAAUGUAAAAAAUGAUGUUAUAUU
Triticum aestivum (bread wheat) is the source of this 3541-nucleotide messenger RNA. RefSeq lists its product as uncharacterized. Lineage: Eukaryota; Viridiplantae; Streptophyta; Magnoliopsida; Poales; Poaceae. The transcript is spliced from 2 exons. The record is from RefSeq and is a predicted model, not a curated record. Bases 2485 to 3312 code for a protein of 275 amino acids.